AUGGCGCCCGCUGCAACCGACCUUCUCGCCGCCUUUGUGCUAGGCACCAAGGCUUGGUUCCCUGACAAGGAGCUUGGUUGGAUCAGUGCAACCCUCGCCAAACCUCUCGCUAAAUCUGUUUCCGGCGAGAUCGCCCUAGAGUUUACACUAGACGACACUGGCGCUUCCAAGACCGUCACCACCACCGAGGCCAAGCUCGCAGCCAAAGAUGGCGAGGACCAGCUUCCACCACUACGCAACCCGCCACUUCUCGAGGCCACAGACGAUCUUACCAACUUGAGUUACCUCAACGAGCCUUCAGUCCUCCACACCAUUCUCAAUCGAUACUCCCAACGAAUCAUCUACACCUACUCUGGUAUCGUCCUCAUCGCGGUCAAUCCCUUCUAUGCGCUCAGCCUGUACAGUCCCGAGAUCAUUCAAGCUUACUCGGGUCGACGCAAGGGUGAACUCGAGCCACAUUUGUUCGCUAUUGCAGAAGAUGCCUACCGAUGCAUGAUUCGCGAUGAAAAGGAUCAAACCAUCGUCGUCAGCGGUGAGUCUGGUGCUGGUAAGACUGUCUCUGCCAAGUUCAUCAUGCGCUACUUUGCCACUGUCGAAGACCCAGAUCGACCAGGCAGCAGAAAGGCCGGUCCUGGAGGCAAGGAACCCGGCGGUAUGAGCGAGACAGAACAGCAGAUUCUCGCUACCAAUCCUAUCAUGGAGGCUUUCGGUAAUGCAAAGACCACGAGGAACGACAACUCGUCCCGAUUCGGAAAGUACCUUGAGAUCCUCUUCGACAAAAGCCACGAGAUCGUUGGUGCCAAGAUGCGUACAUAUCUGCUCGAACGAUCUCGUCUCGUCUACCAGCCCGAGACUGAGCGAAACUACCACAUCUUCUACCAGCUCUGUGCCGGCGCACCUACAUCCGAAAAGAAGGAUCUCGGCCUCGAAGACGCAUCCAAAUUCUUCUAUCUCAACCAGGGUGGUGCCGGCAGCCAUAUCAUCAACGGCGUGAACGAUGCAGAAGACUUCAAAGCGACUCAGAAGGCCCUCAGCACCGUCGGUCUCACCAUCGAACGACAAUGGAACAUCUUCCGUCUCUUGGCCGCACUCUUGCAUCUCGGAAACGUCAACAUCACUGCAGCACGAAACGAUGCCGUCUUGGCCGACGACGAGCCAAGUCUCUUCAUGGCUACGCGCAUGCUCGGUAUCGACUCGUCCGAGUUCCGCAAAUGGACCGUCAAGCGUCAACUCCAGACUCGAGGUGAAAAGGUCGUCACCAACUUGACACAGGCGCAAGCCAUCGUGGUUCGUGAUUCCGUCUCCAAGUACGUCUACACCUGUCUCUUUGACUGGCUCGUCGACCAGAUGAACCGAUCUCUUGCUCUUGGCUCAUCCAAGUCACGCGAGUCCAUGAUCGGUGUUCUCGAUAUCUACGGUUUCGAGCGAUUCAAGAUCAACUCAUACGAGCAGUUCUGCAUCAACUACGCCAAUGAGCGUCUUCAGCAUGAGUUCAACCACCACGUCUUCAAGCUCGAGCAAGAAGAAUACCUUCAGGAACAGAUCUCCUGGACAUUCAUCGACUUCUCCGACAACCAGCCCUGCAUCGACAUGAUUGAAGGCAAGCUCGGUAUCCUUUCGCUCCUCGACGAAGAGUCGCGUCUUCCCUCCGGUUCCGACGAGUCUUUUCUACAGAAGCUCUACACGCAGAUGGACAAGCGACCCGAGUUCAAGAAUGCAUUCAAGAAGCCGCGUUUCGGCACAACUAGCUUCACCGUUUGCCAUUACGCUCUCGACGUCGAGUACUCGAGCGCCAGCUUUGUCGAGAAGAACAAGGAUACCGUUCCUGAUGAGCACCUCAACCUGCUUAACAGCACAGCCAACCCCUUCCUCAAGGAAGUCCUCGACACCGCCGUCAACCUGCACAAGCCCGAGGAGUCCAAAGAUGAGGCUACCGACGCUGCUGGUGCUCCCGCCAAGCCUGCACCCAAGAAGCUGCCCGGUGCCAGCAUCAAGAAGCCUACGCUCGGUUCUCAGUUCAAGACCUCGCUUGUCAGCCUCAUGGCCACCAUCGACAGCACCAACGUCCACUACAUUCGUUGCAUCAAGCCCAACGAGGCCAAGAAGGCGUGGGAAGUCGAGCCGCAAAACGUUCUCGGACAGCUCCGGGCAUGUGGUGUGCUCGAGACCAUUCGCAUAAGCUGUGCCGGUUACCCAUCACGAUGGACUUUCGCCGACUUUGCCGAGCGAUACUACAUGCUUGUACCAUCGGAUCGCUGGAACAUGUCGAACAUGGACAAGGUCAAGGCAUUGGCUACGCACAUCCUCUCCACCACUAUCACUGAGAAGGACAAGUACCAGGUGGGUCUCACCAAGAUCUUCUUCCGAGCCGGUAUGCUUGCCCAGUUCGAGCAGAAGCGUACCGACCGCCUGAAUGCAGUGACCAUCAUCAUCCAGAAGAACCUCCGACGUCACGUUCAUCAGAAGAAGUACCAGGCAAUGCGCGCCAACACGGUCAAGAUCCAGUCGUGGUGGCGUAUGCGUUUAGCGAUGAAGCAGGUCGAGGCUCUCCGACAGAACACCGCCGCCACCAAGAUCCAGACCGUCACUCGUGGAUUCCUGGCCCGCAAGCAGUACCAGACCACCCGACAGGCUGUCAUCAAGAUCCAGGCCGUCGUCCGUGGACGUGCUGUCCGAUCAACCUACAAGACCGCCAAGGUCGAGUUCUCAGCUACACGUCUCCAAGCCUUGCUCCGUGGUGCCCUGGCCCGAAGGCAAUACCGCAAGGAGAGGCAAGGUGUCAUCCACCUGCAGUCGUGCUACCGUCGUCGUCUCGCCAAGAAGGAGCUCGUCGCUCGUCGAACCGAGGCCAGAUCCGUAUCGCACUUCAAGGAGGUCUCGUACAAGCUCGAGAACAAGGUCGUCGAGCUCACCCAGAACCUGCAAAAGCGAAUCAAGGACAACAAGGAGCUUUCGGCCAAGAUCAAGGCACUCGAGGCUCAGAUCCUCACAUGGCAGGGCAAGCACGAAGAGGUUGAGAGCAAAAAUCGCGGACUCAAUGACGAGCUUGCCAAGCCCACCGUGGCUAUGGCCGAGUUCGAAGCGCUGCUUGCUGCUAAGAAGGAGCUCGAUGUCAAGCAGGAGACUUCACUCAAGCGCAUCGCCGAGCAGAACAAGCGUAUCGCCGACCUCACCGCCGAGAUCGAGCGUCAGGCCGACGAGUUGCAGGCACGAUCCGAAGCUCUCAACGGUGUCACCAAGUCGGCGGAAGACGACGUUGCCACGAUUAACUCGCUUCGAUCCGAAGUCGCCGGCCUUCGCGAGCAGCUCAACCGUGCCAACGCGCUCAACACACUGCAGAAGAACUCGCAGCGGAUCGAGAAUGCCGCACCACCUGUCUUUAACAUGGCCACAGGCAAGGAGAAUGGCUACGCCAACGGCAACAGCAAGCGUCGUCCUCGUCGUCACAGCGAGGCCGGCCCUUGGAGCGAUGCACCUGCCGGUCGCGACGAGCACGAAGAGGCCAUGAUGGCUGCCAAGCGCAGCGCUGCUACGGCCAACCGCCACGUCUCGGUCGCAUUUGGUCUGGACGGUCACCAGAUUCCUGGUCUUGGAGGCCAGCGCAACGGCUACGACGACGAGUAUGAUGAGGACGACCCAUCGGAGGAAAUCAUCCGUAUUCUCGAGAACGAGGAGCAGCUCGAUGAGGACGUCCUCAACGGUCUCAUUCGCUUCCUCAAGGUGCCCGCGCCUAGUCUGCAGAACCCUCCUUCGCCCAAGGAGGUCUUGUUCCCUGCGCACCUCAUUUCGCUGGUCACCAACGAGAUGUGGAAGUAUGGUCUUGUGCGCGAGUCGGAGCGCUUCCUUGCCAACGUCAUGCAGACCAUCCAGCAGCACGUCAUGUCGUUCCAGGGCGAGGAGGCCAUCAUUCCAGGCAUCUUCUGGCUCUCGAACGUACACGAGAUCCUUUCGUUUGUCUGCAUUGCCGAGAGCGACAUGCUUCAAGGUAUCGGACCUGGCGUCGAUGGCGCUGCCCGUUCCUUCGAAUGGGGCGACUACGAGCGUCUGGUUACCAUCGUCAAGCAUGACUUGGACUCGUUGGAGUACAACAUCUACCACACAUGGAUGCAAGAGGCCAAGAAGCGAUUGCACAAAAUGGUUAUCCCGGCCCUCGUCGAGAGCCAGUCACUGCCUGGUUUCGUGACGAGUGACCACUCAGGACGUCUGUUCAACCGAUUGCUAUCGAACAACUCGACACCCUCUCACACGAUGGAUGACAUCCUUGGCAUCUUGAACAAGGUGUGGAAGAGUCUCAAGAGCUACUACGUCGAGCCUUCGGUGACGCAGCAGGUGGUGACAGAGCUGCUCAAGUUGAUCGGUGUCACGAGCUUCAACGACUUGCUGAUGCGAAGAAACUUCUGCUCUUGGAAACGUGCGAUGCAGAUCCAGUAUAACAUCACACGUAUUGAGGAAUGGUGCAAGUCACACGACAUGCCCGAAGGCACACUGCAACUCGAACACCUAAUGCAGGCGACCAAGCUGCUACAGCUCAAGAAGGCGACGUUGGGCGAUAUCGACAUUAUCUACGACGUCUGCUGGAUGUUGACACCGACACAGAUCCAGAAGCUCAUCUCGCACUACUACGUGGCUGACUACGAAAACCCGAUCUCGCCUGAGAUCCUCAAGGCGGUUGCAUCGCGUGUGGUUCCCAACGAUCGCAACGACCACUUGCUUCUGCCUCCCGAGGUGGACGAGGCUGGACCAUACGAGCUGCCGUUGCCAAGAGAGGUGACGGGUAUCGAGACGUACUGUCCUGCCUACAUUUCGGUUCCGGCGAUUCGUCGUCUUGCCAGCCGCGUGGCAUAG
Molecule: messenger RNA, 4845 nt
Organism: Ustilago hordei
Lineage: Eukaryota; Fungi; Basidiomycota; Ustilaginomycetes; Ustilaginales; Ustilaginaceae
Product: putative myosin V
Exons: 1
Coding region: 1-4845 (1614 amino acids)
Biological process (GO): vesicle transport along actin filament; actin filament organization
Cellular component (GO): cytoplasm; actin cytoskeleton; vesicle
Molecular function (GO): actin filament binding; microfilament motor activity; ATP binding
Source: RefSeq, a predicted model, not a curated record